Molecule: messenger RNA, 3705 nt
Organism: Cryptosporidium ubiquitum
Lineage: Eukaryota; Apicomplexa; Conoidasida; Eucoccidiorida; Cryptosporidiidae
Exons: 1
Coding region: 1-3705 (1234 amino acids)
Biological process (GO): endosome organization; organelle fusion; vacuole organization
Cellular component (GO): endosome; HOPS complex
Molecular function (GO): protein-macromolecule adaptor activity
Source: RefSeq, a predicted model, not a curated record
AUGAGAGAGGAAGAUGGAUAUGACAAAAAAGAGGACUCAAUUACAAUCCAGCCUCGGCUAUAUAGUUUUGAUAAUUCUUGGGAUAAUGUUGUGAUGAGACUAAAACAGACGGAUUCUUUAAAAUUUCCAAUCAUAAUAGACCAUGUUGUAAGAAGUGGAAAUUUAUUUUACAUAUCUUUGAUUACUGGUCAGUUGUUAAGAUGGAAUCCGGAUGAGGUGACAACAAAUUUAAUAGUUUUGGAGCCUCCAGUAGGUUUUGGUAGUGGAGUUGGAAACAAUUUCGAGAAUUUGGACAAAGGAAAAUCUUCCCAAACACCACAGAUUUUUGUAGAUCAGACAGGGGACCAUGCACUUAUUGUUCAUAGUACUGGAGAGACAUGGUACUUACAUUCUACACAAGUCAAAGCAAGACAUAUCCAAAAAUUGAGUAACUAUUCUAUUUUGAGUGUAGCUUGGAAUAACUGGGAGACCUCAAGAAACUCUGCAGUUUCUGUAAUUAUUGGGUGUAAAAAGGGGACUAUUUUGACCACAAUUCUGGGUCCUGAUAUAUCAUCCAGCUCCACAGUAAUUAGAGUUUUACAUGAGAUCUCUAAUACUCCAAUUUUAGGAGUAAUGUUGGAUUCAAUUUGGAUGAAGGAAUCUGACUUUAAUGAUGAGCAAAAUAGUGAAGCAUCUUUGAAUAAAUUACAAUAUAUAGUAUCUGUUUCAACACCAACAAAAUUGCUUUUAUGGUAUGGACAGAAUAGGAUCAUAGAUUUGUUUGUUAAAAAUGAUGAUUUAGGAGAUUCAUCCCGGUACUGUUUGGAAAUAGGAUCUAAUGAGACAGCCUCACUAACAAGUAAAAUACGAUUAUUGGAGGUAACUAAUUAUCACUUUCUAGUUUGGAUUAAUAAUAGAGAAAUAUCUAUAUACUAUGUUAAUAGAAGUAAACACACUAUUUUAGAAGCUUGUGAUUAUAUUGGGAAACUGAAGAAAUAUGAUUUUUGUUCAAAUUCUAAUAAGAUUCCAAAUAGUGUUGAGUGUUCCAGAUACCAUAUUAUUGCUUUAUUUGAAGACUACUUGGAUAUGAUUUCUCCAAUUACUGCAAGAAGCGUCUACAAAGUUUCUAUUGUGAGUAUUCCCGGGCAUUUGGAAGUAGGAGGAGAAGUUAUACAAGAUUUAAAAGUAUCUGGAGACGGAGGAGGAAUCUCAACUAUUAAAGCCUUGGCUGUUGAACUUUCAUCCAACUUUAAUAAUCUAAGUACUCUCAAAGGUAACUCCAAAAAGGAGGAAUUAGAAAUAUUGGACAGAAUCAGCUUUAUUUGGGGAUACAACAAUGAUAACAUAUACAAAAUUAAUAUCAUUAAUGAAGGAGGAACAUUUUGGAAAGAGUGGCUUUAUGUUGGGAUGUACGAGGAAGCUCUUCUUAGUGCUGAAAAGAUUUCUAGUACAACACUCAAAUCAAAAAAGAAGUCAAUGAUUAGGAGACUUCAAUUCUUUCACCUUUUAAGGAAAGGGAAAGUGAGGCAGGCAGCUCAGCUUUUAUCCACGAUAGAUGAUGAACUUUCAUUUAAUGAAAUUUGUAAUAUGUUUAUUUAUAAUGGAUGUUGGGAAGGCUUAAUAGUAUACUUGACUUGUAAACUUCACCAGCUAAAAUCCAACCAUAAGGAUCCAAUUACUACAAGUACUGUUUAUCAAGAUGAAACAAUUAUCUUAAAGUUUGUUGUUUUAAGCAUCUGGCUAGUAGAAUUGAAUUCAUUUGUAUCUUUUUCUCAGGGAGAAAAAAACAUUGAGGAUAGUUAUUACUCAAGUCUAAUUUCAGUUUUGAAGUUGAUAUACCAAAUUGAUGAAAUUGAGACAAAAGUUUAUCAGAUACUUACCCAAUAUAAUCGGAGAAUUGCAAUUCAAUAUUAUUCAGAUCUUAGAAGGGAUUGGCAUGUAUUGGUACAAGAAUAUAUAUGUUUUGGAAUAUUGGAUUCAAGUUUAGUUAGAAGAUGUUUCGAGAUCUUUGUUUCUAUUGGAGGGAACGUAUCUAAAAGGGAUAAACUUUUAAUUCAAUAUUCUCCGAUACUGGCAUUUUUAGAUCCAAAGAGAUUUCUUUCAUUACUUAAGAGACCAUCCUUUACUUCAAUUGACGUAAAUUUAAUUUUACCAUAUUUGCUUAAUCUGAAUGCAAUUGAAUCUCAAUCUAAGAAUUCUUCUGAAUCCAAGGAUGAGAGAGAAGAACUUGAUAAGCUUGCGAUUCUGUUAAUUGAGAAUUUUCUUAAUAUGAAUGGUAAGCAAAGAAACCAAUCUGAAAUGGAAAGAGUAUCAACAAGAGUUAAGUUAAUGUUACAUACAGAUACUUGGAAAGGUAAUAAAACAAUCUGGAAUGUAUUGGCAAUCUUAUGUUCAAAACUUGAAGAAGGAGAAGAAUUACUUUUGUCUUAUAUUACUCCUUUACUUAGCAAAGCCAAGAUGGAAAGUUCACUUUAUGAUGCAAAUUUAUCAGAGGCAAAACUUGAAAUGGAGUUUGAUCUUUCUUUUCUUCUCAAUAUAUGCAAUACAAAACAAUAUAAGAAGCUUAAAGCUUAUGUAUAUUGUUUAUUAGGAUUCUAUGAUUCUGCUAUGUCAGUUUGCCUUAAAGAACUAAACAGUACGAAGCUUACCAAAGACAUUAUCUAUAACUUUAUAGAGAGUUAUGACCAAAGAAGGAAGUGGAUUUUGAACUUGAUUAAGCCUUUAGGAUACAAUAGAGAUAUUCAAGGGUUAACAAAACUUCUUGCUGCUUCCCCAAAGUAUAUUUUAACUUUAAGUGAUGUAUUAAUGGUGAUUCCAGAUGACAUUCAGCUUUCAUUCUUGACAAAUGUAAUUUCAAACAAUAUUAAUCAGUUUGAUGAGUUAUUGCUUAAGAGAACAAAAAUAUACGAGAAUUAUAAGCAAUCCAGAGAAAACCUUUUGAUAGACCUUUUUUCUUGCCAUACUUCUUAUAAUGUAAUUGAUCCCCAGAAUGAUAUCUGUUUUGUAUGUUAUAGAGGCUUAUUUAAUUACCAGGGUUUUACCUUUGAAGAUAUCAGAGAGUUUGCUCAUUCUCUGAGAAUUAACCACUUAGACCAAAUCCAUUUUAGCAGUCUAAUUAAUUAUUUUCUGGUAAAGUCUAAAGACCAAAACAAUAAGCUUAAAGAUACCGGAACAGGAAUCAAUUAUAGAACUGAAACUGAAGAAAAUAAUAAAUCAGAAUUUGAUGAAACCCAGUAUUACAAAUUCCUAAAUGACGACUUGAAUUCCAAUAUUUUAUUGUUUCCCUGUUCCCAUAGUUUUCACUUUGGAUGUAUGCUUUUAAAGUAUACUUCACUGAUGAAUCAUGAUGAAAUUAAUAAAAUAACAAGGAUUAUAGAAGGCAUUUGCAAGCAUUCCACAAUAUAUAUGAAGAAUUAUAAUAGGAAUAUGAAAUCUCAGUUAAAAUCUGACGACAGUAACAAACAUUCAAAGAUGAUUUCCAGAAAUAUUCUAGAUUACCAACAAUCAAGAAAGAAUCUCAAUAUGAAUAAAUCCAAAAAAAAGAUGAAUAUGAUAUCAAUUAUUGGUCAAACCUCAAAUUCUGUUUUGGCUUCAUUAUUUAAACAAUUAAUAAACUUGGUAAAUAAUGACUGUUUGAUAUGUGGGGAGUUGAUGAUCCGAAAUAUUGAUAAGCCAUUUAUUACUGAAGAUUCUCAAAACAUUGAUUUUAAUAACUUUUAUAUUUAG